Notodromas monacha is the source of this 180-nucleotide messenger RNA. NCBI's taxonomy places the organism in Eukaryota, Metazoa, Arthropoda, Ostracoda, Podocopida, Cyprididae. The record is from the annotation of a GenBank genome assembly.
AGAAAUAUUUGCGGGUUGCAUAUGCCCAACACGUGCAUGAUGAUGAUGAGGCUGAUUGGGGUGGUGCUUGUGGUGAUGGUGGUGGCGCCUCAUCAUGGUGGCGCUCAAAUCGCUGCUAGUGAUGCGACUGAUGAGAGACCGCCGCUCGGCGUCCCGGGUCGCCAUCCAGCUCGUCAGCGA